Echinostoma caproni is the source of this 453-nucleotide messenger RNA. The record is from the annotation of a GenBank genome assembly. Lineage: Eukaryota; Metazoa; Platyhelminthes; Trematoda; Plagiorchiida; Echinostomatidae.
AUCAUCUAUUUCUCCAAAUUUCAGCGCGUGAUGCUUUUCCGCGAUCGGGUUCGUGAUGACAAAGCCUCGUUAGGCGUGCAGACUCGUAUGAACUGGCUCACAGAUGAUGGUCCAGUAGGAGCUGUGAUUACGAUUCAUCGGAAUCGUCUAGUUGAGGAUGGAUAUCAACAAUUGGCCAAUUUGAGUUCCACUCAACUGCGGAUGAAAAUACGCGUGCAAUUCGUCAACGAAAUGGGUUUGGACGAGGUUGGUAUCGAUUUGGAUGGUGUAUUCAAGGAAUUUCUGGAAGAAACGUUGCAUCGUGUGUUCGAUCCGAGCCUGAAUCUGUUCCGGGUGACCAGUGAUCAACGUCUCUAUCCAUCACCGUCGUCACAUUUACAGGAAAAUCACCUGCUGUUGUUCGAAUUCCUGGGGAAAAUGUUGGCUAAAGCGAUCUACGAGGUAUUUACGUGA